CGACACUACACUGAUUACGAGCACGGAACUUUUAAAACGCUGCAUGUGUUACCAAGGGACGCAUAAUAGGGACGGACAGGCUUGUCGUCAACAAACAACCAAAGUGUCAUACAUGCUUCGCUCUGGGCGGUAACGAGCACCUGUCAAGCAUGAAUGUGAACCAGGGGACGGUGGGCAGCGACCCGGUCAUUCUGGCCACGGCUGGAUACGACCAUACCGUCCGCUUCUGGCAGGCCCACAGCGGGAUUUGCACCAGGACCGUCCAGCACCAGGACUCUCAAGUAAAUUCACUUGAGGUCACACCUGACAGGAGUAUGAUUGCGGCUGCAGGUUACCAGCACAUCCGCAUGUAUGACCUAAACUCCAACAACCCCAACCCGGUGAUCAACUAUGAUGGAGUUAGCAAGAACAUCACAUCUGUGGGCUUUCACGAAGAUGGACGCUGGAUGUACACAGGAGGAGAGGACUGCAUGGCUCGCAUCUGGGACCUAAGGUCAAGAAAUUUGCAGUGUCAGAGGAUUUUCCAGGUCAAUGCUCCAAUCAACUGUGUGUGCUUGCAUCCUAACCAGGCUGAGCUGAUUGUUGGAGAUCAGAGUGGAGUGAUUCAUAUUUGGGAUCUCAAGACUGACCACAAUGAACAGCUGAUCCCUGAGCCAGAGGUCUCAAUCAACUCAGUUCACAUUGACCCAGAUGCUAGUUACAUGGCAGCGGUCAACAGCUCGGGGAACUGUUAUGUGUGGAACCUUGCUGGAGGCAUCGGAGAUGAAGUGACUCAGCUCAUUCCCAAAACCAAGAUCCCUGCACACAAACGCUACUCCCUUCGCUGCAAGUUCAGCCCUGAUUCAACACUAUUGGCCACAUGCUCUGCAGAUCAGACCUGUAAGAUCUGGAGAACUUCCAAUUUCUCACUUAUGACUGAACUGAGCAUCAAGAGUAACAAUCCUGGAGAGACGUCGAGAGGCUGGAUGUGGGACUGUGCCUUCUCUGGAGACUCACAAUAUAUAGUAACUGCGUCCUCUGACAACCUGGCUCGCCUGUGGUGUGUGGAAACCGGCGAGAUCAAGAGGGAAUACAGCGGCCACCAGAAGGCCGUGGUGUGUCUGGCCUUCAAUGACAGUGUGCUGGGCUGAGGAAGACGAGGAGGAGGAAGGAGUUGAAGUGACAAGAGGAGGCAUAAGAACUCUUUGUAAAUUGUGACUUGGUUCCCAGAAGGUGUCUGUCUGUCAGCGUGAAUGGGAAUUUUUUUUAAAGUUGUCCCUGAAAUUAUGAUCUUUAGAAAGCGGAGGCUUGAGUUUGAACAUAAUGAUGAUUCUUCCUGACAGAUGCCUGUAAGUAUUCAAUUACAGAAACUGGUUUAAGUCUGAUGAAAAUACAUGGCAGUGCUUAUCAACUACCCUACAGGUUUUUAACUGCAUCACUCUGUGCACAAACAAGACCAAUUUUAAGUCUUUGUUUUUAUAGUUCAGCAUAUUUAUUGUAUCAAAAGGACCAUGUUACUCACAUUAACUUGCCUGCUUGGAUGUGCCAUGGAACUGAUUAUCUCAUGUGUGAUAUGUAUAAUUCAUUUGAUACUCUUUAUUCAGAGUUGUUAAAUGUACUAUUCGUAAUGAUCCCAUGUGGAUUAUAGCAAGCGUUGAGAGUAAAUGAUGAUUGAAAGUACAGAAAAUGACUCCACAGUAAA
This is a messenger RNA of Toxotes jaculatrix (banded archerfish), 1681 nucleotides long. It is a transcript of the gene mlst8, whose product is annotated as MTOR associated protein, LST8 homolog (S. cerevisiae). The transcript has 9 exons. The record is from RefSeq and is a predicted model, not a curated record. Gene Ontology annotation, biological process: TOR signaling; regulation of actin cytoskeleton organization. NCBI's taxonomy places the organism in Eukaryota, Metazoa, Chordata, Actinopteri, Toxotidae. Bases 150 to 1130 code for a protein of 326 amino acids. Gene Ontology annotation, molecular function: protein binding. Gene Ontology annotation, cellular component: TORC2 complex; TORC1 complex.